Messenger RNA from Venturia canescens, 1497 nucleotides. Its product is annotated as dynein assembly factor with WDR repeat domains 1. Gene Ontology annotation, molecular function: protein binding. Lineage: Eukaryota; Metazoa; Arthropoda; Insecta; Hymenoptera; Ichneumonidae. The transcript is spliced from 7 exons. The record is from RefSeq and is a predicted model, not a curated record. The coding region runs from base 25 to 1275 and encodes 416 amino acids.
AAGGAUCUAGCAGAAGAUUUUUCGAUGAGACUUCUCAAGUUUUUACUACGUUAUUUUCCGCCAGGGAUCGCCUUGGAGUACACCCAGGGAGGAGACGUCAAAACCAAAAUGAUAGACCUCCUCGAUCUCUCAGCCAAAACCGACAUAAAAGAGCUUGCUCAGAGUAUCAAAGCAUCGGAGCCGGUGAUAACUGACAGCGUGAUGGAUCAAUUGAUCGAGACUCUGGAGAAAUUGCAGUCGAAGGUCUGUGACAACAGUGUCAAGCGUUACUACAAAUAUAAAACAUUGCAAACGCAUUUGUUGCCCCUGACGAACAUCGCGUUUGAUAAAUUAGGUAAAAGAUGCCUGACGGGCAGCUAUGACCGAACUUGUAAAGUUUGGGACAUUGACAGUGGAACGGAGCUUCUUACUCUCCAAGGCCACAAAAACGUAGUUUAUGCAGUGUCCUUCAACAAUCCAGCCUCUGACAAAAUCGUGACGGGCUCGUUUGACAAAACGGCGAGUGUAUGGUGCUCGCGAACCGGCCACUGUCUCGUUCAAAUGUGGGGUCACAAGGCAGAGGUCGUAGUUGCACGCUUUUCGCCCACUCAGGCAAGAAUCGCUACUGGCUCGUUGGACACGACUGCCAAAAUAUUUGGCAUUUCCGGCGGCCAAGAGCUGGCUACGUUGAGAGGACACACUGGCGAAAUCGUAGCGAUGCAUUACAAUGACAAUGGAAAUGAGCUUAUUACUGGAUCUUUUGACAGCACCAUCAGCAUAUGGGACACAAGAACUUUCAAAAGGAGCAGCGUUCUCAUUGGCCACCGAGCAGAAGUAUCCAACUGUUUGUACAGUUUCGAUUGUUCCCUCAUCGCCUCCUCCUCGCUCGACAAAACCUCCAAACUCUGGGACGCCAGAAUGAAUUCCUGCAUCGCGACCCUCCUCGGCCACGAGGACGAAGUCCUUGAUCUAACCUUCGAUAACAAGGGCAAACGAUUGGCAACUGCCAGCAGCGAUACGACUGCACGAGUCUGGGAUAUUACCGGGGACUUUCGUGAAACUGCUCUCAUGGAAGGUCAUCGGGAAGAAGUUUCCAAAGUUUGCUUCAGCCCAAAUGGUCACCAAUUGUUGACAUCCUCGCUGGACAGGACCGCGAGACUUUGGUCCAGUGAGACCGGAUGUUGUGCCCAGACUCUGAGCGGUCACGGGGACGACGUUUUCGCUUGUGCUUUUUCGUACGCCGGUGACACCGUCGUCACCGCGAGCAAAGACAAUUCUUGUAUGAUUUGGAGGUGACUCGAAUGGUUUCAGGUGCUCGCGUAGCUGCUACUUGUCGCCCUGUUCGUGAGUUACAUUUUAUACUUUUUUGUCCUCCGACAAAAGAGUCCGUCGACCUUGUGAAAACUAAAAAAUAUUUACAACUCUAACUCGAAAGUGCGAAAGUUGCUUAAAGCUCGCAUCAAAAUUGGACUUAUCGAAGAUUGUUUAAUUAAAAUCGUCGCUAGGAAGUUUGGAUAA